Molecule: messenger RNA, 1766 nt
Organism: Mytilus californianus (California mussel)
Lineage: Eukaryota; Metazoa; Mollusca; Bivalvia; Mytilida; Mytilidae
Exons: 2
Coding region: 695-1294 (199 amino acids)
Source: RefSeq, a predicted model, not a curated record
UAAAGGCAGUGCUUUAAUGCCUUUCUAGUUGCCGGGUUAAUCCUUCCUUCCGCGAUAUCCAACUUAUCUACGUGGGGGGUCAUUAGACUCCAAGUAGAUCCGGAAAUGUUGAAUUCUCUCCUCUUCUUAUUGCGAUAUAAAAUGUUUUUUGUUUCAUUUCAUUUACAUUGGGAAAUAGAGAAACGAUCAUUGUGUUUUGUUAGUUUUAAAAACUUUUGAUAUAUUAGUAUUUUGCAUUAUAAGCAGUCAACCGAUUGACAAACUAGAAUUAUUUGAAUUCCGUGUGGAAAGAGCUCGGGUUAAUUUCGAGUGUUAUCUGCAAUCUAGAUGUUUAUAAAUCAUUUCAGUCGUUGAUAUAAUAAUUAAAGGUCGACUGAACAUGAAUUAUAUUAUACAAUUUAAAGCGCAUUUCUGUUUAUGCACGUGAACCCGUCUAACGUUAUUUUCGCAGUUAUAUAAAGUAGCAAAUUAUCGUUCCUGAAUAGGUGGCGCCGUGGUAGCGGAUCCUGUUCCUCUACUUCCGGUUUCUGCACUGUGCAACUAUUUCAGUUAUAUUUUUAAUUAACGAUGCCAAGUACUUGUUGUUGUGUACCUGGAUGUCAUUUAAGAGGAGGACAUGCAUUUCCAAAUGACUUAAAAAGAAGGAAAAGUUGGAUCAACGCCAUGGCCCAUACGCAGAUUGGACGAGAACACGAUGAUAUCGUGGAGUCCAUCUCAAUCAGCUGUUGUUUGCAAGGCACGUUUUACUGAAAAAGACUACGUGCAGGAAACUAUUCAUGGGCGCAAACCCACCAUACAGAGACUUAAGUCUACUGCAAUUCCCAGCCUAUUUUCCUGGACCAAGCAAGAGACUGAAUCGUCCACAAAAAGAAAAAUCAGGGAAGUUUCCUGUGAAAACAAAAGAACUAAACUUGAUGAAUAUUGUAGUAGAAAUCUAGAGGAAAGUUUUGAUUGUAAAGUUGGUUUUCCUGAAGAAGUCAUUCAUACUGCAGAAAGGAUUUAUGACUGUCCACCACCAACUGCCGAGCUAAUGUUGAGCUUCACAGAUGGAAUUACGCAAACACCAUCAAUGCCUAUGUUUUCAGCAGAGAAUUUUGAAAUGAAGACACGUGACACAGCCAUGCAUUUUUAUACCGGUUUAGAGUUGUAUACUAAAUUUUUAUUUGUUUUGACCACACUUGGUCCAGCAGCACAUUGUUUGAGAUACAUAUAUUUUCAAAUUGAUAGGGUGUCAGUUGAAAAUCAGUUUUUUUAUGACUUUGAUGAAAUUGAGGCAUCAUACAACCAACUUUGAACUGUCUAGAUUCUAGAUUGAAUCUAGUGUUAAGAAUAUUGUGUAUACAUGGAUUGUUUUUAUGUCUAAACAGUGGUGUGAGGCUAACACUUGGCCAUCUAGUGGUUUAGUCAGGUAUUUUUCACCAUCCAACUUCAAAUUAAAGUUUCCUACGACUUGGAUUAUUAUUGACAGCACAGAAUAUCCCGUGAUAAAACCUAAAGCUCCUAGAGCUCAGGCAACCUUUUCAUCAAAUAAAAACAGAAACACUGAAAAUUCUUGAAUGUUCGACACCUGGUGGUUUAGUCAACUAUGUCUCUAUGUCACAUAGAGCGAAUUAUUGGACUUGGCAAAACAUACAAAAUUCUAAUAAAUCCUAUGAAUGGAACUGAAACAAAACUUUCAUCUGAAAUAACAUUUAGUUGUUUUAUGUUGUGUAAUUUUAGAACUUGUAUUGUGCCAAAGGAUGCAUAAAUAAAAGUGACGCAAUGAA